AUGUCAACAUCAGAAAAUACUUUUUUCUGCUGUGAGGAUGACCAAGUACUGGAGAAAGCUGCCUGGAGAGGAAACAAGCCUGUAAGACGCAAGGCCAACAACAAAAUCAUGGCAACAUCUGGUGGAACUGGCCGCUCUCCCCUCAGCAUCCUACAAGAUGAUAAUUCCCCAAGUGCUCCUGCCCCUCGCCAGGGUAAGAGGCAUGUGUUGGGAGAGAACCUUGGGGAGAAGAAGGAGGUGACAGUGGAUCUGAGCAGGAGCCUCAAAUCUGGGAACUGUUCUUGGAGUGACUUGAACAAAGAGAACCAUCAGUGUCCUUUUGUGGAGAACUAG
Charadrius vociferus (killdeer) is the source of this 333-nucleotide messenger RNA. It is a transcript of the gene CDCA3, whose product is annotated as cell division cycle associated 3. Bases 1 to 333 code for a protein of 110 amino acids. The record is from RefSeq and is a predicted model, not a curated record. The transcript has 3 exons. NCBI's taxonomy places the organism in Eukaryota, Metazoa, Chordata, Aves, Charadriiformes, Charadriidae.